Salvia splendens (bonfire salvia) is the source of this 1586-nucleotide messenger RNA. RefSeq lists its product as uncharacterized. Bases 155 to 1291 code for a protein of 378 amino acids. The record is from RefSeq and is a predicted model, not a curated record. The transcript is spliced from 2 exons. NCBI's taxonomy places the organism in Eukaryota, Viridiplantae, Streptophyta, Magnoliopsida, Lamiales, Lamiaceae. Gene Ontology annotation, molecular function: RNA nuclease activity.
GCUAUUUUCUCCACCCCUCUGCUUAUCUCAUGGCUACACCGCCACCGCCGCCCGAAGCCUACCCUCUCAGUCUCUGACGGUAAAACCUCAUUCACGAGCAGGGAUGGAGAGUUCCUCAUCCAAUAGCGAAUAGAAAUGAACAGAGCCUCUGAAUAUGCUGAAUCCAAUCAGAUACCAGACAACUUUCAACAAGUUACAUUUAUACGAGAAGAUUCGAGCUUUAGCCCCGUCUUAUUCGAUUUGUGGAUGGGGUGGUUUUACCUCAAUUUCAAAUCAAAAUCAAGACUCAGAAACUCCACAAGGUUUGGAGCAGAGUAUUGAUAAAAAUGUUGCAAUUUUCUGGGAUUUGGAUAACAAGCCACCAAGAUCAUUUCCUCCGUAUGAUGCAGCACUUAGGAUAAAGAAGGCUGCUCAACAAUUUGGUUUUGUUAAAUACAUGAUUGCUUAUGCUAAUAGUCAUGCAUUCAGCUAUGUUCCUCCUGCGAUUCAGGAACAAAGGAAAGAGAGGAAAUCACUGAAUCAGUUGGAAAACAAGGGCAUUGUGAUGCCGAGGGAGCCAUAUGUGUGCAAAGUCUGUGGGAGGAGAUUUCACAACAAUGAGAGGUUCAUUAAUCAUUUCAGGCAGAUUCAUGAGCGUGAGCAAAUGAAACGGUUGAAUCAGAUUGAGUCUGCAAGGGGGAAGAGGAGGCUGAAUUUGGUGGCUAGGAAUGCUGUCAAGAUGGAGAAGUAUAGGAAUGCGGCUAGGGAUAUAUUGACCCCAAAGGUCGGGUAUGGUUUGGCGGAUGAGCUGAAACGAGCUGGAUUCUGGGUCAAGACGGUCUCAGACAAGCCACAGGCUGCUGAUGUUGAGUUGAGGAACCGAAUGGUGGAUAUGAUGGACCGGAGGAUGGUUGAAUGCUUGGUUCUUGUGUCGGAUGAUUCAGAUUUCGUGGAGGUCUUGAAGGAGGCAAGGAUGAGGUGCUUGAAAACGGUGGUUGUUGGUGAUAUCAGCGAUGGUGCUCUCAAGAGGACUGCGGAUGCUGCUUUCUCGUGGCAGGAGAUCAUGAUUGGGAAGGCGAAGAAAGAGGCGGUAUCAGUUGUUGGCAAGUGGAAGGACCGAAAUGUUCUGCAGAAACUGGAGUGGACGUAUGAUCCUGAGAGAGACAAGAGAAUGCAUUUCCAUGCUAUUGAAAGUGGGGAUUCGGAUUCGGAUAUUGGUUGCUUCAGUUCUGAUGAAGGUGAAUCUCUUUUAGGCAAGGAAAAGAAGGGUGAGUGGUGGGAACUGGAACGAAAUCAAAGGCCGCCAGAAUGAUUGAUCGAUGUGAACUCAAUGAUGUUGAAGCUCGAACGAGGAUAAUCCACAGCUGCUAUCCGAUGGGCAAUAGCCUGCUAGAUCUCACUUUCUGAGUUUGGGUGUGCAUUGUGAGGUUAGCGGCAGCUCUAAAGACCGAAUUUAGUGGAAUUUUUCGACUAUUAUGGGCCGGAGGUAGGAUUUUUUGUUUGACAGUUGUAAUUUGAAGUAGUUUACUUGGAAAUUUUUUGCUUUCGUUACACCAAUAAUAUUAUUUGAUUAAUAGAAAAUGAAUGAGAUUAUCUUUAGGUAAAAA